CGCAUAGGUUUGUUGUCACACAUGCCAAACUAGAGAAGUGUUUAGCAAACACUUCUAAAACUUUAUUUAAAAAAAAUUUCCUUUACACUUUUCAAGCUGACGAUGAUUUGAUAAUAUGUACGUUAGUGACAGGAGACAAAAACGGCGAGGAUACGAAAGGGGAAAUUAAUAUGGUAGCUAGCAAACUGGCUAAUACGGCAAACUUACAGUGUCCACAAGUGAAAAUAUCUGUCAAAAUCUACUAGCUCGUUAAUACGACCAGCUAGCUACCUAUCUAUGUCAAAUGAAUGACUGAAUAUCAUUUGGCCAGUUGUGUAUUCAGUUUAAUUAACACGUGGGUUGAUGUUUCUAGCCAUCACAUGUUGCUUAUAGCCAGCUAGAUCAGACAGAUGUGUAUCAGCUGCAUUGAGCGGAUAUGAUUUGUAACUAGCAGCGCUGUGGUGUGUAGUAGUUGUAAUUUUGAUUUGUUGUGUAUGUCUGUGCUCUCUGCUUGAAACGGAGACCCACACAAAGGCAGACAGGGAAGCAGACAGACAGGUAAGCAGACAGACAGGUAAGCAGACAGACAGGUAUGCAGACUAGCUCAUAGAUGGACUGAAACUCGAACCCACAGAACCAGCAUCAUCAACAGACACUCAGACAGACAGCUGACUAACCCGCAGACAGCUGAACUCACCCACAGGCAGACAGACAGCUAAGCUCACAGACAGACCUGUGGACUGACAGCCCAGUCAUGAUCCUGGUGGAUCCGGGCGUGUACAUCGGUGCGGUGACAGACCUGACAGAGCCGGCAUUGGCCGAGGCAGCUGUCACUCACAUCCUGAGCGUCGACUCUGAGGAGCCCGUCCUAUCAGGAGGCCCGUUCACCAGGAAGUUUCUGAGGCUGCAGGACGAGCCAACCAGUGACCUACUCAGUCACCUCGACCAAUGUCUGGCCUUCAUUCUGGAUGCCACGGUGACCAAUGCAAUGUCAACCACCCCUACAAAGACCGCCACUGUCCUGGUCCACUGUCACGCAGGGCGGAGUCGGAGUGCUGCCGUGGCAACGGCCUAUCUGAUGAGACAACACCAGCUGAGCUUCCAGGAAGCGUACUGCAGGUUGCAGCAGGCCACGCCCCACGUAGAGGUGAACCAGGGCUUCCAGGAGCAGCUCUGUCUGUAUGAGUCUAUGGGCUGUCAGCUGGACACCAGCAGCCCCCUCUACAAGCAGUACAGACUGCAGAAGAUCACUGAGAAGUACCCAGAGCUGCAGAGCGUGCCCAGAGAGGUGUUUGUGGCCGACCCCGCCCAGGGCUCCGCCCCCAACUGCCCUGAGACAACCUACAGAUGCAGGAAGUGCCGUCGGACGUUAUUCCGGGAGUCCAGUCUCCUCAGCCAUCCCAUAGGGGGCGGAGCUUCUUCCUUCAGCUACAGGAAGUGCCUGCCCCCAGGGGGCGGAGACCAGAGUCGCUGCACCUCCUACUUCAUAGAGCCCGUCCAAUGGAUGGAGCAGGCCCUGCUGGGUGUCAUGGAUGGACAGCUGCUGUGUCCUAAGUGCUCGUCUAAGCUGGGCUCCUUCAGCUGGUGUGGAGACCGCUGCUCCUGCGGACACUGGGUCACGCCUGCCUUCCAGAUCCACCAGGCCAGGGUGGACCGCAUCACACGCUGAACACACGCACACGCUGAACACACACACACUCUUACACACACUCUGCAGUUGUAAAAAGAAUAAAUUGCGUUUUUGAAAUUGUUGGGAAUUAGAUUUUAUU
This is a messenger RNA of Osmerus eperlanus (European smelt), 1748 nucleotides long. It is a transcript of the gene dusp12, whose product is annotated as dual specificity phosphatase 12. The coding region runs from base 734 to 1648 and encodes 304 amino acids. NCBI's taxonomy places the organism in Eukaryota, Metazoa, Chordata, Actinopteri, Osmeriformes, Osmeridae. Gene Ontology annotation, biological process: protein dephosphorylation. Gene Ontology annotation, molecular function: protein tyrosine/serine/threonine phosphatase activity. The transcript has 6 exons. Gene Ontology annotation, cellular component: nucleus. The record is from RefSeq and is a predicted model, not a curated record.